AUGAAGACGCUAAUUAUUUGUCUCAUUGUGGCUGUACUCUUUCUGGAUUUCGCGUACUCUUUGCAGUGUUACUUCUGCUAUGAAGCGAUCGAAAGCAAAAAUUGCAGAGCGUUAAAAAACUGUUCAGAAGGACUUGGGUUCUGUAAAACCACCGUGCACAGCCCAGACUUAGGUUUCCCUUUCACUGGAGAAGAGUUGAUUACCAGAGAUUGUGCCAAAUCCUGCGAGCAAAGCGACCCGAACACUAUGGGAGAGACGCGUCCGGUGUUCUGCUGUAACAUUGAUGCCUGUAACAGCAGAGGCCUAUUUGUCCAACCGGCUAACGGUUCCACCUCUGGGACCGGAGGAAGUGUAGCUCUAGCACUAUUUGUAAUACUACUAAGAGUCCUGCACCAGUAG
Molecule: messenger RNA, 399 nt
Organism: Spea bombifrons (plains spadefoot toad)
Lineage: Eukaryota; Metazoa; Chordata; Amphibia; Anura; Pelobatidae
Product: ly6/PLAUR domain-containing protein 2-like
Exons: 3
Coding region: 1-399 (132 amino acids)
Molecular function (GO): acetylcholine receptor inhibitor activity
Source: RefSeq, a predicted model, not a curated record